This is a messenger RNA of Lycium barbarum (goji berry), 768 nucleotides long. RefSeq lists its product as uncharacterized. Bases 1 to 768 code for a protein of 255 amino acids. The transcript has 2 exons. Lineage: Eukaryota; Viridiplantae; Streptophyta; Magnoliopsida; Solanales; Solanaceae. Gene Ontology annotation, molecular function: nucleic acid binding; zinc ion binding. The record is from RefSeq and is a predicted model, not a curated record.
AUGGAAAAGAUUGAGAAUGUUGAAAUACGAGUAAAGGAAUAUUUGGAUGAUGCUGGAAGGGAGAAAUGGUCUAGGCUAUAUUCACAUGUUAACAGAGGUUGGACGAUGACUUCGAAUAUAGCGGAAUGUAUUAAUGGAAAACUAGUAGUGGCAAGAGAGUUUCCUGUAUUUGAUUUCCUUGAAGAAGUUAGGAGGAUGUUUGGGAGAUGGAAUUGCACAAAUAGGAAAAAUGGUACAUACACAUUCUCAACACUUUCGAGACGAUACCAAGAAAUGCUCUCAAUGAAUGAGUAUAAAUCGUUACGCAUGAGGGUUGAAGCAUCAACUAAAUAUGUUUAUACGGUUAAUGAUGGACCGCGGCGUUUCAUAAUUGAUUUGAAGAGGAAAACUUGCAGUUGCAGGAUGUUUCAAAUGGACGAAACACCAUGUUCACAUGCCUGGGCUGUAUUAAAGAGUAAAAAUCUAACGGCUGAUGCAUAUUGCUCAAAAUUAUUCAAGCCAAAUACAGUGGUGAAUACGUAUGAAGUGUCGAUUGAUCCACUUCCUGACGAGAGUAAGUGGAAUGUUCCAACACACAUAUUGGAUGAGGUUGUUCUGCCACCGAGAUACAAGCGACCUCCUGGUAGGCCAAAAAAGAAAAGGGAUAAGCCAUUAAUGGAGCUGAUGAUUGGUAAACGUAGGAAUGCUUGUAGUACAUGUGGACGUCUAGGUCAUAACAGGCGUUCGUGUGGUAAUGAUCCACUUAAGAAGAAGAAAAUAAAUGUCUAG